Messenger RNA from Vicia faba (fava bean), 1413 nucleotides. The record is from the annotation of a GenBank genome assembly. NCBI's taxonomy places the organism in Eukaryota, Viridiplantae, Streptophyta, Magnoliopsida, Fabales, Fabaceae.
AUGACAAGAUUUGAGGUAGUUUUUGUCUCAACACCAGCCAUCGGAAACAUCGUUCCCAUCGUCGAAUUCGCCAACCAUCUAACCAAACACAACCCUCAAUUCUCUGCAACCGUUCUCAUUAUCACCGUCCCACAACUUCUCCUCGUUAACACUUACAUCCAAUCUCUUUCUUCCUCCACCACUAAUCUCAAAUUAAUCCACCUCCCUCCCGUACACCCUCCCACAUCUGAUCAGUACCAAUCAUUCAUCCCUUACAUCUCCCUCCUCAUACAAAACCACAAAAACAACAUCAAAAACACACUCCUAAACCUCACAUCAUCGUCAACCGAGUCAAACUCUGACUCGGUUAAACUCACUGCUGUCUUCGUUGACAUGUUCUCGACACCCAUCAUCGAUGUUGCUAACGAGAUCUCCGUCCCUUGCUACCUCUUCUUCGCGUCACCGGCGAGUUUUCUCGGAUUCAUGCUCCACCUUCCAAGUACUGAAUCGCUCGAAUCGGAAACUGAGUUUAAAAUCCCGAGUUUCAAAAACCCGCUUCCGAAACCCGUUUUGCCUAGCUUGGUGGUGGACAAGAAAACCGGCGCUUAUUCGUGGAUGGCAUAUCAUGGAGAAAGAUACAGAGAAACAAAGGGUAUUAUCGUAAAUACAGUUCAAGAGCUUGAACCGCAUGCUCUUCAAUCACUUUACAAUGAUUUAGAUCUACCACCGGUUUAUCCAAUUGGGCCGGUUCUUGACCUUGAUGGACCAGCUCAAUGGGAUCCGAACCCGGUUCAGUAUAAUUACAUCAUGGAGUGGCUCGACAUGCAGGAACCUGGUUCUGUGGUUUUUCUUUGCUUCGGUAGUUUGGGGAGUCUUGAAGUGAAACAGGUUGAGGAGAUCGCUAUUGGGCUUGAACGGACUGGGGUUAGGUUUUUAUGGGCUUUAAGGGGCCCACCCAAGGCCCGGUUGGAGGAUCCAAGAGAUUACGCGAGUUAUGAGAAUGUUCUACCAGAUGGGUUUUUGAAAAGGAUGGAGGGGAUGGGGAUUGUGUGUGGGUGGGUCCCACAAGCAAAGGUGCUGGCCCACAAGACUAUAGGUGGGUUCGUUUCCCACUGUGGUUGGAAUUCGAUAUUGGAGAGUUUGUGGUACGGUGUGGUGGUUGCCACGUGGCCGGUUUAUGCAGAGCAGCAAAUGAAUGCGUUUGAGAUGGUUAGGGAGUUGGGAUUAGCGGUGGAGAUAAGGGUGGAUUAUACGAAGGGUGGGGAUCUUGUGCGAGCAGAAGAAGUUGAAAAUGGUAUUAAGAUAUUGAUGAACGGUUGUGAUGAGAUUACGAAGAAAGUUAAGGAUAUGAGUGAAAAGUGUAGAGUGGCUUUGAUGGAGGAUGGCUCGUCUUAUAAUAAUCUUGUGUCCCUUGUUAAAGAAUUGACAAAAUGA